Talaromyces marneffei is the source of this 1284-nucleotide messenger RNA. RefSeq lists its product as uncharacterized. Gene Ontology annotation, biological process: cellular response to oxidative stress; protein N-linked glycosylation. NCBI's taxonomy places the organism in Eukaryota, Fungi, Ascomycota, Eurotiomycetes, Eurotiales, Trichocomaceae. The record is from RefSeq and is a predicted model, not a curated record. The transcript has 4 exons. Gene Ontology annotation, cellular component: endoplasmic reticulum membrane. The coding region runs from base 1 to 1284 and encodes 427 amino acids.
AUGAAGAGUCUUAGUGGGUCGAUAUUUCCACCACCACCACCAGCAACGACAACAGCGUCAAUUCAGGAAAAUAUUGACUACGAUGACGAAGACGAGGAUUCCCCCGCGUCGACUAUUGUGCCCCCUUCACCCCUCGGAUCACGUCGAAACUCGUUUAUAAACCAUGGCGGAGCCACAGAAGAAGAUACUACUACCAGCACCGGAGAUAAUCUCAGCUCCAGCAUCGAGUACGACAUCAUCGCCCACACUAACGGGCUAUAUCCACAGUCCCAAAGUGCAAAGAGCAAUACAGGACCUCUGCCCAGUUCUCCAGAAACACCUCGAAACCCUCGAUCAACCGCCCCUGGACUUACCUCCAUGCAUGAACAACGAGGAAGCCAUCAACGCAAUGCAACUCAUCACGCAACAAUUCAACAAACAACGCGAGGAGAACAGCAGCAACAACAACCUCGACCUUACGAGCCAGUGGCAAACAAACAGAGCCGCACUUAUAAAAAUCCUUCUCAUCCUCCUCAAACACCUCGAAUGGAAGGCCGAGCACCGCCGCCAACGCAAACUGAAGCGUCUCCCGCAACGCCAACGGUAUCUGCAUCAAAACUACACCCGCGAGUCGCGGUCAUACUUGGAGUAGAUCGGAAAUGGUACCUGCCGCUGGUCGUGUGUCGAGCGUUAAGUGUUGGGCCGGCGUUGUGGUGGGGGCUCAGGUGCGCCUUCACCUUCCUGGCGGAAUUACUGCGCAUCAGACCAGGAAGUAUGUGGAGGGAAGGUUGGGUUGCAAUUGUGGUUAGUAGUGCAGCGGCCGAUUGGGAUGUGGAGAGGAGGUUUAGGGUUACAGAGGUUGCGUUGGCGAUUAUGUGGUGCUGUGCAUCAGCAUAUCUAUCGUAUUUCUUCAUGGACUGCAUGAUGUCCCGGUGGCUCCUCAACUACAGCCCCCCAGCAGUGUUGAUUCGUCUCCUAGCUACAAACGGCCUCAUAGCAUACCUCACUUCCUCCGUCCUCUGGCUCUCAGGCGCCUCAUCUGAUCCACGCCUACUUUUACCGGCUUGGAUAUCAAUCACAACCACAUUAACAUUUCUCUACCACGCAACCCAAAACCACGCCAUGAUCAAACGUGAAACCACGGCUUCGAUCUCCGUGCUGUCGGUGGCGAGUUAUAUUAGCAUGUCGUUGAUACUUUUGCAGUUGCAUUUGACGCGCGAUAAUGAGCCCGAGGUUCCUGCGUUUGUGAUGGGACAGAAGGUGUUGGAUUGGAUUGGGGGGUUGACUUCGUCUCUCUCACCUUGA